Molecule: messenger RNA, 1608 nt
Organism: Anastrepha obliqua
Lineage: Eukaryota; Metazoa; Arthropoda; Insecta; Diptera; Tephritidae
Product: Golgi resident protein GCP60
Exons: 4
Coding region: 122-1462 (446 amino acids)
Cellular component (GO): Golgi membrane
Molecular function (GO): fatty-acyl-CoA binding
Source: RefSeq, a predicted model, not a curated record
UUUUAUUUCUCACCCACUAUUUGGAUUAGUUUUGUAUACACUGCAAUCUAAAUUAUAUAUUCCAACACAUAUUACAAUGUCAGCAUAAUUAUAAAAGCCAAAAAAACAUUAGUGGUAUAAUAUGGACAGUAAUCAACAAAUCUCUGCGUUAGAGAAAUGGGGAUUCCCAUUGAUGGAACUGUAUCGAUUGGCGUUGAGUUUCUAUAAACAAAAUUCUGGCAAGGCAAUACACCUUUCAUAUGAGGACAAUUUAAAAUUAAUUGCGUUUAAGCAGCAAGCCACAAUGGGCCCCUUUGAUGCCAGUCACGCCCCCGAAUUGGGUGUUCUUGAUGUUAUUGGCCGUGACCGACGUUUGCAUUGGCAGCUUUUGGGCGAUAUUAGCAGGGAACAAGCAAUGGAAGGCUUCAUAGAUUUAUUGGAUACUAUGUGCACAGCUUUUCGUCCAUAUGUGGAGGCUGUUAAGCAAAAUCGGGAUGAGAACCUAAAAGCAGAGUUACGUCGCAUGGAAGAAGAAAAGUUGGAAAAGGAAAAAAGGGAGCAUAUGCAAAAAGAAUUACUAGAAGAAGGCUAUAAAGAAGAAAUGCAGCGGCGUCAACUACAGGAUGCUUUAAAUAAACAAACUUACCAGCAAUUUAAGAGUUAUGCUGAUAAGCAGUUUCCUGGUAAUCCCGAACAGCAAGGUGUACUCAUACGACAGCUACAAGAGGAACACUACCAUCAGUAUAUGCAACAAUUGCAUAUGCAAAAUAAAAACCAAACAAUAGCGCGAAAUAACAACAGCGUCGAGUCCGAAGAUAGAAGUACCCAGCAGGUAAUACCAAACGAAGCAGCAGAUGUUGCAGGUAAUGUCAAUGAAUUAGAACAAGCCUUGCAGCACUUCAACGGCGAGGAGCAACAGCAAGAUGAUAUUAGUCAAGAUGAUUGCUUGAUAAUAGAGCCUGCCAGAAUGUGGACACGGCCAGAUAUUGAUGUAUUUAAAGCCGAAGUGUCCGCAGGCGAAGGAGAUGGUGUUAUAACCGUAGCUCAAGGGGAUGUUCUAACGAUUCGAGUGCCCACGAUCGCAAUUGGCAAAUGUAUAUUCUGGGAAUUCGCUACAGACUACUAUGAUGUCGGCUUUGGGGUAUUCUUUGAGUGGAGUAAGCCGACAACAAAUGAAGUUACUGUACAAGGCACUGAAAGCGACGAGGAGGAUGAAGAGUUAACUGAAGAGGAUUUGCUAUCAACUAACGAGGACCUGGAAUCUGGUUCACUAAGCAAUGAGCGCGAGGCUCUAGCGCAGAAUAGCGUAAUCAAACCACCUGUAUCCAUAAUAGUCCCCGUCUAUCGUCGGGAUUGCUUCAGUGAGGUUUAUGUUGGGUCUCAUACAUAUCCAGGCGAAGGCGUAUACCUGCUAAGAUUUGAUAACAGCUUCAGUUUAUGGCGCUCAAAAACGGUCUAUUAUCGCAUCUACUACGAGCACUAAGCUUUAUUUUAUAAUAUUAUAAUUCAAAAACCUGUCAAAGUGGGCCUUUGCCAAAUUGAACAUUUACUUUUCCAAGUAAAAUGAUUGCAUUCUAAACUGAUUGUAAAAAAAAAAAUGAAUAAAAAAAUAUAUAUAGUUGAGCCUUA